AUGGCACCCGCGACCGUCGUCAGGCGGUCGAGCCGCGCGGGCGCGGGCGCGCGCGCGCGAUCGCCGUCGCCGUCGCCGACGCCGACGCCGACGCGCCGCCGCGGAGGGAACCCCCCGCCGCCUCCUCCUCCUCCUCCCGCGCGUCGACCAAAGUCGAAGCGCGCGUCGUCGUCGUCGUCGUCGUCGUCGUCGUCCGCCUCCUCGCGGACGUUCUUCCUCCGCGUCUUCGCGGUCCUCGCGCUCGCGCGCGUCGCGAGCGCGCUCUUCAACCUCGUGCACGACUGCGACGAGACGUUCAACUUUUGGGAGCCGCUGCACUACCUCCUCUACGGCGCCGGGCUGCAGACGUGGGAGCACUCGCCGCGAUACGCGCUGCGAUCGGCCCUCUACCUGGGCGCGCAUCGCGUCGUCGCGACGCCGUUCGCCGCCAUUCUCGGGGAUGUCGAUCACCGCCGCGUCUUCGUCUUCUACGCCACGCGCGUCGUCCUCGGCCUCGCGUCCGCGCUCGUCGACGCGCACCUGUGCGCGGCGACGCGUCGCGCCGCGGUCGCGGGAGGCGAAACGGACGCGCGGAUCGCGCGCGUUCUCGCCGCGCUCCUCGCCUUCUCCGCCGGGCCGUUCGUCGCGUCGACCGCGUUUCUGCCGUCGUCGUUCGCGGGCGCGUGCGUCGCGUUCGCGGCCGCGUCCGCGCUCGACGGCGCGCACGGACGCGCGUGCGUCGCGUGCUCGCUCGCGGUGACGCUCGGCUGGCCGUUCGCGGGCGUCGCGGCGCUGUCGUUCGGCCUCGUCGCGUGGCGCGAGAUUGGAUUCGCCAAGACGUUCGUCGCCGCCGUCGCGCCGGCGGCGAUGGUCGCGACGGCGUCUCGCGCGGCGGACUCCACCUUUUACGGCAAACCGACGUGGAGCGUCAUGAACAUCGUGCGGUACAACGUCUUCACCGGCGGCGGUAACGGCGCGGAGCUGUACGGCACGGAGCCGUGGUGGUACUACGCGCGAACGCUCGUCAACGCGUUCUCUGUUGCGGCGCCGCUGUCGCUCGUCACGCCCGCGUGCGCGCUCGCCGCGGCGAUCGUCGGAGGACGCGGCGCGUCGGCGACGGCGACGGCGACGACGCGAGCGAGGGUCAAGAUCUUGACGAGGGCGUACGCGCCGUUCCCCAUCGCGCUCGCGUUCUUCUCCGCGCUGCCGCACAAGGAGGAGCGGUUCAUGUACGUGGCGCACGCGCCGCUGCUGGUCGGCGCGGCGACGGCGGCGUGCUGCGUCGGGGACGUCGCCGGAUACGCCGCGAGGCGAGCGUUCGCGUUCGCGUUCGCGUUGGCGCGCGGCGGGCGCGGGCGCGGGCGCGGGCGCGGGCUUUUGCGAUUCGAAGCGCUCGCGCGCGAUGGCGCGACGCUCGCGAUCGUGAUUUUCGUCGCCGCGGCGGGGGUCGCGCGGGUCGUCGCGCUGAGGGUCGCGUACGGCGCGCCGAUGCGCGCCUACGCGGAGCUUCCGCGAGUCGCGACGAACGGAACGUCGCGCGCCGCGGGAGAAAAAGUCGGCGUCUGCGUCGCAGGCGAGUGGCAUCGGUUCCCGUCGUCGUUCCACCUCCCGUCGCGCGCGCACGAGCUCAGGUUCCUCCCGAGCGGGUUCGACGGCGCGCUCCCGGUGCCGUUCGCGCGAGCGCACGGCGGCCCCGCGCACGAGCCGCCGGGGCUCAACGACAGGAACGAGUACGACGCGGCGUCGAGAGUCCAAGGCGGGGUUAACGGCGGCGCGUGCGACUUUCUCGUGGACGUCUCCACGGACCCGAUCGCGCGACGACGCGAGCGCGAGGAGGGUGCCGAGGAGGGUGCCGAGGAGGGCGCCGAGGAUCCGUGGGAGCUGUGGAGGGAAUACGCGUUCCUGGACGCCGCGAAGUCGCCGGCGGCGACGCGCGCGUUUUACGUCCCUUACUUUUCCGCGCGCUACAACGUCUUCGGGACCUAUCGCGUGUGGCGCCGCAGGUAG
Molecule: messenger RNA, 1986 nt
Organism: Micromonas pusilla CCMP1545
Lineage: Eukaryota; Viridiplantae; Chlorophyta; Mamiellophyceae; Mamiellales; Mamiellaceae
Product: glycosyltransferase family 22 protein
Exons: 1
Coding region: 1-1986 (661 amino acids)
Biological process (GO): protein N-linked glycosylation
Cellular component (GO): endoplasmic reticulum membrane
Molecular function (GO): alpha-1,2-mannosyltransferase activity
Source: RefSeq, a predicted model, not a curated record